Molecule: messenger RNA, 1089 nt
Organism: Auanema sp. JU1783
Lineage: Eukaryota; Metazoa; Nematoda; Chromadorea; Rhabditida; Rhabditidae
Source: the annotation of a GenBank genome assembly
UUGGGUGAGAACUGCGGGGGGAAGCGGAAAUUGACAAUCGGAGGAUACCUAUAUCUGAAACUGAAAGAAAAGCCUGAGUCACAUGAUGAGAAUUUCAUAACAGCAGACGGAUGUGCCAGAUUGGUUUCCUUUUUUACAACAUUUCUCUCCGUAUUUCUUGCGACUUUUUUGGGCGGUCUUCUGUUUUACAUAAUAGAACAGAGAGGUGAAGAUGUGGUUCCUCGUGAUGACUGUUUCACUACAGCGCAUACAGAUCUUGAGAAGUACGAUUGGUCUGCAAGCUUUGCUCUCAGAGAAGUAGAAGACUGUAUUAGAAAUCGAUCAAGAAUCAAUGAUCCUGCCUCUGGCUUUAUCUAUGCCUGGUCACUGUAUACCACAGUGGGCUACGGAAACACAUACCCUCACACCAACCUGGGCCGUCUUCUCACAAUGCUUUUUAUUUUAUUUUGGGUCCCACAGUUUAUGACAUUCAAGGUUGAAUUUGGUCGAGUUGCCACCAAGUUUGUCAUCGGGAGCGGAAAGUAUCUACAAAGGAUUUGGUUCCGCUUGAGGAAGAAGAGGUACGACAGUUCAACACGUCCUCUGGACAGUGUUCUCGCCUGUACAUUAGCUUUGUUCAUAAGCAUCUAUUUCGCUACAGUGACAUAUAUAGUCAAAAUUAUUGAAGGUUAUGACCUGUUAACAUCUUUGUAUCUUCUUUUCAUAACCGUCUUCCUAGUAGGUUUAGGAGAUGUUGUACCAAGCACAUCAUUAUCGACGUUCCUGGUAUUGAAACCCCUGUUUCUUCUGGGAGAUGCCCUAACAUCAUAUAUGAACUAUUAUUUCCAUGCCCGAACUCGUGUAUGGCUGCUCAGAUGGUCUAUUUGGGUAUCCUCUUUGACAGACCGAUUGGGAAAAGUUACACCAACAUCCUCAGUGAGUAACUUACGCGACGACUGCGACUUUCCUGUGAUAACAACAACAAGCAUGCCGAUGAACUUGCUAAACACUGAAAGCGAAGACGAUGACUUAUCCUCACUUGGUUUAACUCAAGCUCCUUCACUUAUUUCUUGCACAACACAAACUAGCAGCUGUAAAAGAGAAAUAUGA